AUGGUAGCGCAGGGCGGCAAAGCCGCUGGCUUUCACGUCUUGAUCAUUGGCGCAGGCUCGGUAGGCCUUCUACUAGCACAACGCCUCAAGGUGCUUGACAUUCCCUGUACGGUCUAUGAACGCGAAGUGCAUCUCAACGCCCGAGGCCGUAAUUGGAAUUUUGGCAUCUAUUGGGCGCAGGCACCUCUCGCAGAAUGCUUGCCACAACCCGUCCAGGAUGCCAUCUCAAAAGCGCAAGUGAAGCCACAUGCGAAGAUUGAUGAAGGGGCAACUAUGCCAAUCUUGAAUGCCGAAACGGGAGAAGUAUUGAUGAGAGCGCCGACGCCGAAUGUGCUUAGGUUAAAUCGAGCGAGGUUGAGGGAGGUGCUUGCUCAGGCAAUCGAUGUGAAGUAUGGCAAACGGCUCAAAAGCGUCGAGAAGGGGGACGACGGCAAAGGGGUCAUUGCAACCUUUGAAGACGGGACCACUGCAUCAGGCAACUUGCUCGUUGGGGCAGACGGUGCAAAGUCUCGAGUACGACAGGCCCUGCUGGGUGCCGAAAGGGGAGGCUUGCAAACGCUGCCACUGAUGGGCCUUAGAGCAUUGGGUACCCUGCCAGCUAAGAUUGCACUAGAAUUGAAGAACCGAAUCAAUGCAGACUUGGUCGUCACCGUUCAUCCCGUUGGGCUCGUGGCUUUCAUCGCUGUCCACGAUAUUCCAGACGAAAACCGCCCAGAGACAUGGGUCUGGCUAUUUCACCUGACAUAUCCAUAUGACGCGAAUAGAGAGUCCCUCACUGACGCUAUCGAGAUUCGGAAGAUAUGGGACGACUUCAGCCACAAGUUGGCAUCGCCUCUUCAAGACGCGUUUCUGUCCGCGGCGGAGCGAUCAACCCUCCUGACUGACCGGCUUGGCGACUGGCCUACCGUCACUUGGGAUAAUUGGGGUGGCAGCGUGACGUUGGCGGGCGAUGCUGCCCAUCCGAUGACUUAUCAUCGCGGACAAGGUCUCAACAACGCCGUCCACGACGCGGCGUACCUCGGCAGAGCGCUCAAUUCUGUUUGUUACGAGGACAAGCCGCUCGAAGAGGCCAUCGAUGUGUAUGAGAAAGAGGUUGUGGAGCGAGGGUACGCAGCGGUUGUGUCGUCGACGGAAAACUCGAUGAUGAUGGUCGAUUGGGAGAAGUUGAAGCAGAGCCCGUUGUUUAAAUACGGAUUGAAGCAAGGGAGCAGGGCCUGA
Bacidia gigantensis is the source of this 1218-nucleotide messenger RNA. RefSeq lists its product as uncharacterized. Gene Ontology annotation, molecular function: FAD binding. Bases 1 to 1218 code for a protein of 405 amino acids. The record is from RefSeq and is a predicted model, not a curated record. The transcript has 5 exons. Lineage: Eukaryota; Fungi; Ascomycota; Lecanoromycetes; Lecanorales; Ramalinaceae.